UCCGGGUUCAUUCCAACUGGAGGCACGACAAUCUCCGCUUCUUCCAAAGUGGGUGUUUUUGUAUGAUGGUCGCGGCUUUAACACCCUCGCCACACUGGAACCAGGUCGAGUGUUCCGACAGAGCAAUUCCGGGACAAAAUUUGCCACAUUUGGAGUUGUGUCGGAGGGGGACGGUCAAACCCUAACGUAUGGUAUUGUCACCAUAUUGCUUCGCCGUGGUGCUCAGUGAAGGGGAUAACGGGAGGGGGGUAGGUCACGCGCGGUCGUCGCGAUUGGGGAAGGAAGGGGAGGCCGGCAACGUAGAUGGUUGAGGAGGAAGGAACGGGAGGAGGUGUACUGGACGGGGAGCGGUCCGUUGAGGUCCAGGUUCAGGUUUGCGCGAGGAGGAAUUUGGAUACAUUUGGUUUUGAGGCAACAGGGGGAGCAGGACAGGGAGAUUGGAAGUAGGUAGCCAUGCCCUAUGUCCCUCCACAUCUGAGGGCGGGAGCCGCCUCAGCAGGAGCAGCACCGGCGAGCGGUGGCGCAGCACGCAGAGACGGAGGAGGUCGGGACUCGUAUGGCGGCAGCUUUGGAGCGAGCGCGGGUGCCAGGAGGUCAUCGUCGGAGGUUUCGUUCGGCAACGGGGGCAGCAGCUACGGAAACGGGUAUGGGCAGGGGAGUCGGGAGAGCAGCGGUGGGAGCAAGGAGGGGAGCGGAGGAGUGCGAGGAGCGGGGCAUCCCGAGGUGGUGUGGGCGACAUGGCAGCCUUCGGAGCGCGUGCAGAAGCUGCAGCCAGAGCAGAUUGCGGAGGUGAGGGCCAGGCUGAAUGUGGACGUGGAGAUUGCGACCGGCUCGGAGCCGGCGCCGGCUCCCAUCGAGUCGUUCGAGGACAUGUGCCUGCAUUUGAGCAUCAUGAAGGACGUGACGUUCCACAAUUAUACGACGCCGACGCCCAUCCAGGCGCAGGCUCUGCCGGUGGCAUUGUCGGGGAGGGACUUGCUGGGGUGCGCGGAGACGGGGUCGGGGAAGACGGCCGCGUUCUCGCUCCCCAUGAUCCAGCAUUGCCUGGCGCAGCCCCCGAUCCGCAGAGGGGACGGCCCGCUGGCGCUGGUGUUGGCGCCCACGAGGGAGCUGGCGCAGCAGAUUGAGAAGGAGGUGAAGGCGUUCUGCCGGUCGGCGGAGGGGUUCAGGACGGCGAUCGUGGUGGGAGGGACCAACAUUUACGAGCAGAGGUCGGAGCUGCGGGCCGGCGUGGAGAUAGUGGUGGCCACCCCCGGCAGAUUCAUCGACCACUUGCAGCAAGGGAACAGUUCGCUGUCGAGGGUGUCGUACGUCGUGCUGGACGAGGCGGACAGGAUGCUGGACAUGGGUUUCGAGCCUCAGAUCAGGGAGGUGAUGAGAAGCCUUCCGAAGAAGCACCAAACGCUACUGUUCAGUGCAACCAUGCCGGAGGAGAUCGAGGCCUUGGCUCAGGAGUACCUGGACAACCCGAUCCGGGUGAAGGUGGGUCGGGUGAGCAGCCCGACGGCGAACGUGACGCAGAACCUGGAGAAGAUCACGGAGAAGGAGAAGAUCGAAAGCUUGCUGGCUCUGCUGGUGGACGAGCACUCGCAGUCGCUGGACACCAAUCAACCACCGCCUUUGACGAUCGUAUUCGUGGAGCGGAAGGCACGCUGCGACGAGGUGACGGACGCUUUGGUGGAGCAAGGGCUGAAGGCGACGGCGCUGCAUGGGGGGAGGAGCCAGAGCGAGAGAGAGGCAGCACUGAGGGAUUUCAGGAAGGGCACCACGAACAUUCUGGUGGCGACGGAUGUUGCAUCGCGAGGGUUGGACGUGACAGGUGUGGCGCACGUGAUCAACUUGGACCUGCCGAAGACCAUGGAGGAUUACGUUCACCGGAUUGGGAGAACAGGUCGUGCAGGGGCUUCGGGACGAGCAACGUCGUUUUACACGGAGCGAGACAUGUUCCUGGUAGCCCAAAUCCGAAGGGCAAUCACGGAGGCGGAAUCCGGGAACGCCAUGGCGUUCGCGACGGGCAAAGCCGCGAGGAGGAAAGAGAGGGAGCAAGCAGCGGCGUUCAGGGAGGGGAGGGUGGCUCCUUUGGGAGUAGCCCAAAUCGGUGCAACGACGGUUCGUGUGGACGACAAGUACAAGCACAUGCUUUCUGCCGCGGCGGAUCCGAAGAAGGGCGAAGGUGCAGCAGACGACGCAUGGGAGGACUAGUGACAUGACUUGGCGAUGCAGGCGGUUGCUGUUGGCGCAGGCAUUGCCGGGGAUCAGGAAGGUCGUCGGGAGUUUCUUUUUAUUUUUAUUUUUAUUGUUUCAUUAUUUCUUUUCAAAGAGAAAUAGUUGUAAAUUUUGCGGGAUUUGAUAUUCAGCUUUCACAUCGAGAUCUGAAAGCAAGCGGGCGUCGUUCCCGCGAUCGUUUCAGCAGCCGAAGUGUGAGGGGACUUGAGCGGAAUGUGCUGUAGCUGACACGGGACUGAAAGUAAGCAAACUACAGCCCCGAGGGAGUGAGAAAUGAAUGAACAAGCGUCAUCGCACGCGAUCGACGAUGUGGUGCUCUUUUCUGUGAACCAAGGUUUUUGAGCAGCACGGACGUCGUUUCCUGGAA
Messenger RNA from Physcomitrium patens, 2593 nucleotides. RefSeq names its product DEAD-box ATP-dependent RNA helicase 20. Lineage: Eukaryota; Viridiplantae; Streptophyta; Bryopsida; Funariales; Funariaceae. The record is from RefSeq and is a predicted model, not a curated record. Gene Ontology annotation, molecular function: nucleic acid binding; RNA helicase activity; ATP binding.